Molecule: messenger RNA, 1632 nt
Organism: Bactrocera tryoni
Lineage: Eukaryota; Metazoa; Arthropoda; Insecta; Diptera; Tephritidae
Product: putative serine protease K12H4.7
Exons: 7
Coding region: 1-1632 (543 amino acids)
Biological process (GO): proteolysis
Molecular function (GO): serine-type exopeptidase activity; dipeptidyl-peptidase activity
Source: RefSeq, a predicted model, not a curated record
AUGACAGCAGUUUAUAGAAUUUUAGACAUUCACACGCAAAUGUUGAUGCGCAUCGUGGCGCUGAUUGUUUGUCGAGGUGUGCGGUCGGACUUAACCACUGUUUUCGUGGCGGGGGGAGAGGUUGUGCAACAAUGGAUCAAUCCGUACGGAAAGGAUUUGCGAUUAAUACUGCGAGAGCCGCCUUUAAAGCAAGCAGCGAGUGUGUUGCACAAAGAUUUGGUGCAAGAAUUGUGGAUGGAGCAGAAGUUGGAUCAAUUUGAUGGGACGAACAACAAAACUUGGUUAAUGCGUUACUUGCGCAGUGAUCGUUACUUCCAGCCACAUGGCCCAAUAUUCAUAUUCGUUGGCGGAGAGUGGGAGAUUUCGCCAGCUUACCUUUUGACAGGUCACAUGCACGAUAUAGCAAGACAACAUAACGGUAUGCUUUAUUAUGUGGAACAUAGGUACUAUGGCAAAAGCUGGCCUAAAGAUGAUGCCAGUGCUGAAAACUUGAAAUACUUAAGUGCGCGUCAGGCUCUAGCGGACUUAGCUCAUUUCAUACGCCAUCAAAAGAGCAAUGAAGACGAAUUGUUGAACUCAAAAGUCAUACUAACUGGCGCUUCUUACUCCGGGAGUCUCGUUGCUUGGUUCGCUAAGCUAUAUCCAGAGUUGAUGGAUGCUGGUUGGGCUUCGAGUGCACCGUUAGUGGCCAAAUUGGAUUUCUUUGAAUACAUGCACCAAGUUGGGAUGGUUAUCCAACAACGUGGAGGUUCUGAGUGUUCCGAACUGCUCGAAAGAGGACUUAACGGUAUUGCAGCACUACUGGAGUCCUCAAAAGCUUCUCAACUUCUUAGUGCCCUGCACAUAUGCAGCAAUUUCGAGCCCAAAAAUCAACUGGAUCGCGCUGCGUUCUUCAAUGGCCUGGGAAAUUAUUUUGCCACAUUCGCACAACUGUAUGACGACCAAAUCGCCGCCAAAAUUUGUGCGCCACUCAUAACUACCACAAAUACAGACGACUUGAUGGGCUUCAUGGAAUUUUUGCGGCGCAUAUUUUGGUCCGAGUUCGCGAAGCAAGAGCACGCCGAAGACUGGUGCAUCGAUUUGUCCUAUGACGGCAUGCGGUCUAUAUUUACAGAUCUAACGGACCAGCUAAGCGGCACACGUCCUUGGUUUUACCAGUGUUGCCAUGAAUUCGGUUGGUUCACCACUACGACCAACAAUAGCAGACAUAACAAAUACCCAGCGGUCAUCCGGCAGGUGACAGUUGCGCGUCGCCAUGAAGCGACAACCCAGCUGCCACACUCAUUUGGCCGUCAAGUGCCACUCAAUUAUUUUCAACAACUUUGUGACGAUGCCUUUGAUCCAAGCGCCGAUGCCGCAACGUACAGUGACAUUGACAUCUCCACCAGCGUUCAGCAAACAAAUAGUAAUUUCGGUGGUCUCACCGCAGCCGCCGCGCUACAGCGUGUCAUCUUCACUCACGGCCAGCUCGAUCCCUGGCGUGCUGUUGGCCUGCAACGGGGCAAAAAUGUCAUUAACAUAGCAGACUAUUCCCACACCGCUGAUUUGGAUUCCAUAGACUUCGGCGAUUCGGUGGAAAUGAAUGUGGCUAAAUUGAAAGUAGCUGCCUUUUUGCGUAGCGUUUUACGGUGA